GCUGCAGGAGGUGCGCGAGCAGCUGCCAACGGUUUUGAGUGUGGAGCACCGCGGGCGGGUGGGUCUGGGUCUUCUCUGGUAGAGGCUCAGAGGAGUGGGGUAGCUUCUUUUUCUCUUUCUUCCCUUGGCAAGUUGAAGACAGCAGACUGAAGGUGCGCCGAGGACUAUGGUGGGUGCGGCGUGGCCGCCUCAAAGAAUCUCAGGCUAGACGAGAGAGGCGUGCAUUUUAGGGAUAUUUGAGGAUGUGACUGAGGGUGCACUAGGUUUCUUUGGGGGUGGCGGGAAGGAGGCAUUCCGGUGAUUCCUGGCAUGGCUUUCUCAUCAGGGCGGGAUGAAGGAGGCCUAUGAAAGAGUUGAAGCUAGGUUGAACAAGUGGGCGGAGGGGCGUGGCCUAAGGCCGGCCUCUUCCAGAGCCUUGAGCAAGUUGUAGGACAGACACUGGGCCUGUUACAUUGGGGUCUGUUUCUGUUUGCACGUCUGGAUGUGAGGACGUAAGACUAUUUGACCGGAGAGAAGCGGUGCCGAAGUUGAUUUGCAGCUUCCAGCACUCUAGUUGGGAAGAGGAACUGCAGCCGUGCUGUUGCCUCAACAGGUCUUUGUCCACCUCCCCUGUGCUCCUCGUACCCCCUUUCCCUCGGUUCCUAAGAGUUGAGGAAAGACAUGCCUUUGCCGUCUACAUGGCUUUUGGAGCUAGUGGGAACUUUAUCCAGAAACUUUUGAUACACGUAUUCACCAAGGACCCACCAAGGAGUCUUCCUCCCUUCUCCCAAAUCUUCCUUCUCUGUGAACCCCCCCGCCCCGUCUUUCCCAAAGCAGAACCAAAAGUUAGCAGCCUUUCUUCCCUGUGCUCAUGGCGACCUCCACUACCAGUCCCAGUUCGCCUCUUCGAGCAGAAGAUCUCCUGAGCGAUUCAUCAGAGCCUCCUGGGCUGAACCAAGUGUCCUCUGAGGUGACUUCUCAGCUCUAUGCUUCUUUGCACCUCAGCCGGCAGGCGGAGGCUACAGCUAGGGCUCAGAUGUAUUUAGCCUCCUCCUCCUCCUCCCCACCUCCUCAUGAAGCAUUUGAUGGCUUGGCUCAAGAGUUGAGUCGCAGCUUGUCAGUUGGAUUGGAGAACAACUUGAAGAAAAAGGAUGGUUCUAAGCAUAUCUUUGAGAUGGAAAGUGUUCGGGAUCAGCUCCAGACCAUGCUCCAAACCUCACGUGAUACGGCCUACCGGACUCCUCUCACUCCAGGAGCUGGCUCAGAGAGACAAGAAGACUCCUUUGACAGUGCCAGCACAGCUACCUUGCUCAACACCCGGCCUUUGCAAGAGUUAUCUCCAUCCAGCUCCUCCCAAGCCCUAGAGGAAUUAUUUCCCCGCUAUACCAGCCUUCGGCCAGGGCCCCCACUCAACCCACCAGAUUUUCAAGGGCUGAGAGAGGCAUUGGACUCAGAGCACACCCGUCGCAAGCAUUGUGAGCGCCACAUUCAGAGCCUGCAGACCCGAGUGCUAGAGCUGCAACAACAGUUAGCUGUAGCUGUGGCUGCAGACCGCAAGAAAGAUAUCAUGAUUGAACAACUGGACAAGACCCUAGCUCGAGUGGUGGAAGGCUGGAACCGGCAUGAAGCUGAGCGGACAGAGGUGCUGCGAGGUCUACAAGAGGAGCGCCAGGCAGCAGAACUCACCAGAAGCAAGCAGCAGGAGACAGUAACCCGUCUGGAGCAAAGUCUUUCCGAGGCUCUGGAGGCCCUGACUCGUGAGCAGGAAGGAGCCAGACUACAGCAUCAGGAGAAAGAGGCCCUGGAGGAGGAAAGGCAAGCUUUGACCCUGAGCUUGGAGGUGGAGCAGCAGCGGUGCCGUGCACUGCAGGACGAACGGGAUGAGGCUCGUGCUGGGCAACUCAGUGAACUUCGAAAGCUGGAGACUCUUCAGGUUGCCCUAGAAGAAGAGCGGCAGGCUUGGGUCCAGCAAGAGCUCCAGCUGAAGGAAUGCCACCAGGCACUGCAGGAAGAAAGCCAUGCUCAGCUGGAAAGGGAAAAGGGGAACAGUCAGAGGGAGGCCCAGGCAGCCCGAGAGGCCCAGCAACAGUUGGCACUGGUGCAGGCUGAGGUGCGGCGGCUAGAAGGAGAGCUGGACACAGCUCGGAGAGAGAGGGACUCGCUGCAGCUGGAAAUGAGCUUGCUUCAGGCCCGGUAUGACAGCCAACGGAUCCAGAUGGAGUCAGAGCUGGCUGUGCAGCUGGAGCAGCAGGUGACGGAAAGGCUGGCGCAGGUGCAGGAGAGCAGCCUGCGGCAGGCAGCCUCCCUAAGGGACCAUCACAGGAAGCAGCUUCAAGAGCUCAAUGGACAACAUCAGCAGGAGUUGGCCACCCAGUUGGCUCAGUUCAAGGUAGAAAUGGCAGAAAGAGAGGAACGGCAGCAGCAGGUGGCUCAGGACUAUGAGCUCAGACUGGCACGGGAGCACGCUCGAGUGCGGGACCUACAGAGUGGGAACCAGCAUCUUGAAGAGCAGCGGGUGGAGCUGGUGGAACGGCUCCAAACCAUGCUGCAGGCCCACUGGGACGAGGCCAACCAGCUGCUCAGCACCAUGCUCUCAACGUCUAACUCACAAGUUCCUCUUGCUGAGCCCUCUAGCCCUGGGUCUUUGGAGCCGGAGAAGGGGGAGAGGAGAGUCUGGAGUAUGCCUCCUGCAGCUGUGGCCCUGAAACCAGUGCUGCAGCAGAGCCGGGAAGCGAGGAGUGAGUUGCCUGGAGUCCCUCCUGCCCACUGCGAUUCCCCUCCUGAUCUUAGCCUCCUACUGGGGCACCCUUUCCAGAGCCAGAACUCCUUCCAGCCCCUGGAACCCAAACCUGAUCUUGCUCCAUCUUCAGCUGGGAUCUUCUCUGCCCUGGGGACUUUUGAUGCUGAUCAGAGGGCUGAGCGGCCAUUCCCUGAGGAAGCCCCUGGGUCAAAUGGGGAUGGUUUCCCAAAGCCAGCACUGCCACCUGCAUCUGAGCUCCAAGGACUGAAGAAUUUUUUGCAGCAGCUUCUGGAGACUGUACCCCAGAAUAAUGAGAGCUCUAUUGACCUGUUGCCCCCUAAAUCUGGUCCUCGAAGUAUCCCAUCUUGGGAAGAAGUCACUCAAGUGCCACGACUUCCACCCCCUGUCCAUAAAACUAAAGUUCCCUUAGCCAUGGCAUCUGGUCUCUUCCGGGUCCAUGAGCUUCCCUCAUCCCAUUCGCAAGACAGUGGUCCCAGUAGUGGCUCUCCAGAGAGAGCAACAUGUGUCCCAGGUGCAGAAAGGCCCAGCUCCCCAAGGCAGCUAAUGGAGCUGUCUCAGCUGCUACGACUGUACCAGGCCCGAGGAUGGGACCCUGUGCCUUCUGAGGACCUGCUGCUCUCCCUGAAGAGGCUGGAGCAUAGCAGGACUGAUGGCCGAAGAGAGACUGUCCCCAGAAGGAACACAGACUCCCGCUUGGGUGACACACCCCGGAAAGAGAUCCCUUCCCAAGCUGUCUCUCGCCGUCUUGCUACAGCCCCUAAGACUGAAAAAGCUCCCGCACGGAAGAAAACCGGGCAUCCUGCCCCUAGUAGCGUGAGGAGCAGGGGUGGGAUCUGGAGAUGAGCUCCUGCCCCUUCUUUCUUCUCUUUCUCUUUUGCUUUUUAUUUUAAUAAAUGUUCAGUAGUCUGUAUUAGAGUCCGUGACUCAGAAGAAUUUGAGAAAUGGGGAUUCUACAGGAAAACUGCUUUGUAAAAACCUUCAUUCUGCUUCAGUAUUUUUUAUAUCUUAAAUAUUUAUAUGUUAUUUCCUGUGGGAAAAUACAUGAAUACUUUGUAAGAAUCCUAUGACUAGACUGUCACUGGAUGGAUUUUGGAGUAAGCUGAAGUUCAGUGUUGGUAGAGUAAAACCUAUAGAGUGAUUGCUGAUUGGUACUAGAAUUAUGAAUUACCCUUAUUUUCUUUUUUUAAGCAUUUAUAAAUUUUCUAAAGCAAGUGUUACUUUAAUAAUCAGAGGAAAAAAACCUUUUAAUAAAAGAGUUUGCUGAUGUGUACAAAUUUA
This is a messenger RNA of Perognathus longimembris pacificus (Pacific pocket mouse), 4018 nucleotides long. RefSeq names its product centrobin, centriole duplication and spindle assembly protein (gene Cntrob). The coding region runs from base 851 to 3583 and encodes 910 amino acids. The transcript has 19 exons. Lineage: Eukaryota; Metazoa; Chordata; Mammalia; Rodentia; Heteromyidae. Gene Ontology annotation, biological process: mitotic cytokinetic process; centrosome separation; regulation of cilium assembly. Gene Ontology annotation, cellular component: centriole; centrosome. The record is from RefSeq and is a predicted model, not a curated record.